GAAAAAACACUGUCAGAAAACAUGGUGUCAGAGAAAGUGACAAAAAGUAUCCGCAGGUUUGUGCGUGGUCAGCUCCGGGAUGAGCCAGACCUCAGCACACUGACCUUAGGAAUCCUAAAAAAGCGAUAUCUGGCACUUGUGCAAUGUGAAUCACUAAGUCCAGAGGUGAAAAAUAUCAUGAAACAGGUGGUUGCAGAGGAACUGAUGAAAAUGCAGGACAAAGAUGAAAGUGGAAGUGAUUUGGAGACCACAAAGCCCCCAAACAAAAGGAAGAGAGAAGAGGAAAAUGACGAGGGGAUGAGUGGGAGAGAAGAUGAAUCCGAGGCAAAGAAAUCCCGUCGCCAGUUAAGCUCAUCAUCAGAAUCAGAGGACAAAGAGAACCGCAAAACAGGAAGUGAAGAGAGUGAGGAGGAAGAGCAAAUGAAAUCUGAAUCUGAGGAUGAAAAGCAACAGGUGAAAAAAUCACAGAAAAAAACAAAUGGAAACAGUAAACAGCAGAUACAGAACAGUGAAGACUCAGAUGAGGAAGUGAAUGAGUCAGAAAAAAAGGGAAGUGAAAGUGAAUCUGAUGACAGUCCAGAAGAAAAGGUGAUUAGGAAAGAAAAAGAUACAAAGAAUCGAGAGGCAAGAAGCAGUGAUACAAGUCAAAGAAAGAAAACACCACAGAGUGAUGGAGAGAAGGAAACCGACACAGAUAGCAAGUCAGAAAAAAGCGACAAAAUCAACAGCAGCGACUCCUCAGAUGAGAGUGAAAAAGAAGAAAAAGUCUUAGUUGAAAAGAAAACUAACGAACCAGAUUCAGAUUCAUCGUCGCUCCCCUCAUUGGACGAUGAACAGGACAGUAAAAAAGAAAAAACACAAGAUGAUAAAAAGAAGAAACCCGCAAAAAAAGAGAAGAGCUCCAGUCAUAAAAAGGAAGACAACAAAGCAGUUGUGAGGCUGAAGCGCUACAUUUCUCUCUGUGGUCUGAGGCCGAAUUACAAGAAGCUCCUGGACGGCUGUCCCUCGACUCGGUCUCAGGUGGCUGUUCUGAAGAAGGAGCUUGAAGACCUUGGUGUCCAGGGUCAGCCAUCUAUUAAGAAAUGUAAAAAGGUCAGAAUGAUGAGAGAGCAAGCUCAGGAACUAGCUGAGCUUGACGUCAGCAACAUCAUUGCCACAAAAGGUCGGCCGAAACGCAGAGCAGCCUCAGCGUGGGAUAAACAACCCGACCCUCCGUCCUCCACGUACCUGCGUACUCUGAACUCCGGCUCUGAUAGUGACGAGGAGAACAAUACAAACAGGGGGCGCAAAAGAACAACAGACUGGUCCAACCUGCAGGGGAUCAUCAGUGAUGAUGCUGACAGCAACUGACAGGGACACUUCCACUUGUUCAGAGGCUACUUAUAUAUGGACAUUCAUUUUUCUUUGUACAAGUUCUGUUUUUGUCUUUGCAAAUUGUUUUGAUAUUAAAUAUUUUUUAAACCUUUUGCAAAAAAAAAAGAAAAUUGAUAUUUGAGGUAAAAUGUACAUCUUUGUUAUAUUUCAAAUAAAAUUAUUGUGCGCUUAUGGAACAAUUAUUUUAUUUUAAUCAGUGAUUAAAACAUUGCUGAUUUAACUAUUGGUUUCUCUAACUGAAUGAAAUGCUGCAGAGGCUCUAUGGUCCCAUGAAGUAAUAUUUUUAUUUUGUGCAUGAUCUUGUACUGGUUCGUGUAUAUAAAACAUGAAAAAACUUACAGGGUUGAGACAGCGUAGUAAUGAACCAAUGUCUAUAAAAGCGUCCGAGAGCAAAUAGCCACAAUUUCAUUUUACUCAGAAAGUCUGAGUUGAGCUACAACACACCAAAAUUUGUGACCCAAAUAGGUAUUGCCAUUGUAUAAGUGUUUUAUUAUUCCUUGUCACAUAACUUUAUUACGAUAAAAAUCUUCCGGCAUCACAGAAUUGAAUGUGUCACCAUUUUCUGUGACUUGAUAAAAGACUUUCUGCUACACUGCAUCUGCAAAUGUUUUUAUCUUAAUUGCAU
Plectropomus leopardus (leopard coralgrouper) is the source of this 1999-nucleotide messenger RNA. RefSeq names its product HIRA interacting protein 3 (gene hirip3). The record is from RefSeq and is a predicted model, not a curated record. Gene Ontology annotation, cellular component: nucleus. NCBI's taxonomy places the organism in Eukaryota, Metazoa, Chordata, Actinopteri, Perciformes, Serranidae.